This is a messenger RNA of Jatropha curcas, 399 nucleotides long. Lineage: Eukaryota; Viridiplantae; Streptophyta; Magnoliopsida; Malpighiales; Euphorbiaceae. The record is from RefSeq and is a predicted model, not a curated record.
AUGUCAGCAUGCCAACCAGCUAACUCGCCAUUGGAGGAAGGAUUGAAGCUCUGUAUUGAAAGUGACCAAAUUCCAGUUGAUAAAGGAAAAUAUCAAAGGAUGGUAGGAAGAUGGAUGUACUUAGCACACACAAGACCAGAUCUUGCAUAUACAUUAAGUGUUGUUAGCCAAUUUAUGCAUAAUCCUGGUGAACAACAUAUGAAGGUGGUCAUGCGUAUCUUGAGGUAUUUGAAGUCUGCUUAUGGGAAAAGGAUACUAUUCACUAAAAAGGCAAAUUAUCAAGAAAUAAUUGUCUAUACAAAUGUCGAUUGGGUAGGAGCAAUUGAUGAUAGGCGAUCAACCUCUAGUUACUUCACAUUUAUGGGUGGUAUUCUCGUUACAUGGAGAAGUAAAAAAUAA